GUGUCUCAGUUACACAGCUCUCCUGACAGCAAACGGUGGCAAGAGGCUGCUACGGAGACAGGCCAUGCGCUCUCACUCGUGACAGGACCACUCGCCCUCCCGUCGGGGCCCGUCGGCACCCCCCCGGUUGUCUUUGUCACCGGCAGCGGGGCCAACAUGUGCCUAUGACCAUGGAGAUGAAGGACUCGGGCAGCGUGGUCCUGACAGCUUACCAUCCCCACAGCCCGGCCAGGAUCCCGGGCAUGGAGCAGAGCUUUGUGCAGGACAUCCCCCCCAGCCAUUCGCCCACCAGCAGAAAGUCUCUCCCUCGUUGUCGAAGAAUUAACAGGAUGCUUUCCAAUGAGUCGGCACCUCCUCCUGCAUUUAGUCGCUCCAACUCACAGGCCUCUAUGGACAGCACUUCCAUGGAGGACUUCUGGUGUGAAGUGGAGAGCAUCAAGGAGAGCAGUGAAGAUGGAUCAGAAGAAGCAACACUCUUGGAGUUCAAACCUGCUGAUGAAGGGGAGCUGGAGGCAGAAUGGCUGCAAGACGUAGGUUUAUCUACGUUGAUCUCUGGAGCUGAAGAGGAGGACGGCCAAGCCCUGCUGUCCACUCUGACCCGAACUCAAGCUGCUGCCGUACAGAAGAGGUACAACACCUACACUCAGACCCUGAGGAAGAAGAACAAGCACACAGUCCGGGAUGUGCGAGACAUCUUUGGCACCAGUGACUCUUCUCCCACAUUUGAGACAGUUCCAGUGUCACCAGUUCCUUCUAAUGGCAUCCAGCUUCCUGGGCAGAAGCCAGUUUGGAAAUCAGUUAGCUCUAAUAGCUGUCUAGACUGCGGACUAGAUAAAGGCAGCCCAUCCGUAACAGAAGAGCUCUCCUAUGAGGUCUCUUUCUCAGAAUCCAUUACGGUCCUUCCAAAAACCCAAGAAUGGCCAAAAAACCAGAGGUUCAAAAAGGAAGACUCUGCUUUGCCUAAAUUCAUUGUUCGGAAAAGCCGUUUUGGACUGACAGAGGUUGGAGACCUGUCUCCUGAAGACAUGAAGAAGAUCCGCUACCUCUCCCUGAUUGAGCUAACAGCCUUCUACGAUGCACUGGGGGUGGAGCUGAAGAGGAACCGCGUGGAAAGAGUGCGAGGACGAGAAAAUGGUUUGUUUGGAGUCCCUCUCACCAUACUGCUGGAGAAUGAUCAAAAGAAGGUUCCUGGAAUAAAAGUACCCCUCAUUUUCCAAAAAUUGCUGCUCAAGCUUGAGGAAACAGGUUUGGAAACUGAAGGAAUUCUACGAGUGCCUGGAUCUGCCUCCAGAGUCAAGAAUCUCCAUCAAGAACUAGAGGCAAAAUUUUAUGAAGACACUUUUGACUGGGACCAAGUACGAAAUAAUGAUGCAGCAGGACUGCUGAAAAUGUUUAUAAGAGAACUCCCAAGUCCGCUUUUCACAGUAGAAUAUCUGCCUGCUUUCAUCACGCUAGUAGAAAAAAUUUCCAAGAUCAGGUUACAGCUACAAGCUUUGCACCUGUUGAUCAUGCUGCUGCCUGAAGCCAACAGAGACACAGCCAAGGCCUUUCUUCAGUUCCUGAAGAAGGUGGUUGCUAAUGAAGGGAAAAAUAAAAUGAAUUUGUGGAAUGUUUCUAUGAUUGUUGCACCAAACCUCUUCAUCUACAAAGGGAAACGUGCAAACCAACAAGAAAUGCAAGCAGCAGCCACCACAGCGCACAUCGUGCGGCUUUUAAUUCGGUACCAGGACAUCCUGUGGACAGUCCCAUCCUUCCUGAUUUCCCAAGUGAGAAAAAUGAACGAGGCAGCAAUGAACAACAGCAAGAGGCAGCUGAUGUUUGACAAAGGAGUGAGAAAACUUCUGAGGAGAAAGACCAUGGAACGGGAGAGACCUGAAAGACCAGAGGGAGCUGUCACUUUUCCCCCAUACCUGCAGUCUGACAUACCCGAGGGGGUGAUAAGAGUUUAUGCUCCACUGCAUUCAAAAGUCUCUAUGGCAAUUCAACUCAACAGCCAAACAAAAGCCAAAGACAUCCUGGCUCGAUUCCACUGUGAAAACAGCCACGGAUCAUCACAGAAAAUGAGAAGCCAGAUCCAAAGUUUACAUGAAAUUGGAGGAAAUAUAGGUCAGCACUGUUUGGAUCCGGAUGCAUACAUGUUAGAUGUUUACCGUGCAAAUCCUCAGGCAGAAUGGGUGAUAAAACCAAAAGCAAGCUGAAGCAGAAAGGCUGUGGCGUACUGGACAACAGCAAAAUGGACAACAGUGAUGCCCGUCAUUUUAAGAAGCUCUUGGCAGAGAUGAAACAAAAUGGUAGUUACAGGAUAUCAUUCCUUCCUACUGUCCUGUCCAAUUGAUGGUCGCCAUGCACUACUUUUGGUAUAAACAUUAUCACUCCAGCUUCUGGACCAUCUGAGAAUAUCACAUCAGUUAUGCUUUCAUAUGGGUUACACUUGUGCCAAUUGGCCCAGGAGUUACAGAGGACAGACCAAGGUACGGUGCACAGAAAACAACCUGUCGCACAAGGAGUUGCUUGUUUCCUGACCUGGUGUUAGAACAUGAAUUUUUGGGAAGAAUCUAGUGGGAUUCACGGAUGCAUAAAACACUACCGACCACAACAUGACACAGAAGCAUCACAGAGACAUUCAAGAAAAGCAUAUGUGAAGCAUGGAAGAGAGGAGCUUGACCUGCAGCCGUGCCAAGACGUAGCUGUGUGACAAAAUCACACCUUUCUGCUGAAAGUAAACCUGUACAGCGUGCAUUACUGCAAUAUUUAUGUCUCUCAGUCACUCCUCACAAGUACCUGAUGCUGGGGGAGCGAGGGAGGCAGAGAAAGAACUACUCUAUAGACAGCUAUACUGCUUUAUGUAUGUACCACCAUAUAUAAUACUACCAGACUUUCAAAAUUGUCUGUCUGGAUCACAUUACUGUGUGCAAUUGUAGUGCCACAAACCAUUUUCUCCUUCCUUCCCCUGUCACACACACAAGCUUUGGGAGACAAAUGCUCAGAGGGAAGGGGCAUAUUCCCCUGGCUCCAUCUUUCACUUGAUACACUCAGAUUUAAGUCUGUGUAAUGCCAUAAUACAAAAUACAUGUUAAUGGUGCCACUUACAGCCAUCACCUUUUUUUGUUAAACAUUAUAGUUUCUCUAUUUGUAACCUAAUUCUUUUUCUUUUGUUUAUUUUAGCUUUAAUAUGUAAGCAACUUUUAUAUUAUUCAGCUGCAUUGAGGAGAGAGAUCUUUGUCCAGAUCUUGUAUAGUACAGCAUGGAGAAGAAAAAGAGCAUCCAAUGAGCAGAGGGAUUUAAUACUCUUAUUUAACAUUUACACAUUAGGGCCUUAAAACCAUAGCCAAACUAGGCCCAGAUGUGCUGGAGGUUUUACAAAUACGUAGCAAAGUACAGCUCCUUUUACAGAUAGCAUGCCGUCUAUGAAAACACCGAGGCUGACAAGAGAACAGUGGGCUGCAACUGCAUUGGGAAUGCAGCAGAGCAGAUGUCAGACAGUAUGUCUAGUUUGCAGCCAGUCACAAGGGCAAGCACCAUUCUUCACCUAAUCCUUUGGUUUUGGGCUGUACUUUAUAGAACUAAAGCAUGCUUGUUUAGUAGGCAAAUCACAAGUCUCUGGCAAACAAGAAGUAUUUGUUUCAUCUUUGUCUUAUGCAAAAAAUGGGAACUAAUGCCUUCCAACUGCACUGCAAUGUCUCCAUCAUUGGAUGACAAUAUUGCACAAUGAAUUCACCCACAAUCUGUGAGUUUUGUUCCUCAUCUGGACACACAGAUGAGGCAGAAGCUGGUGCUUUCUUUGCCAGGUAGCGAUGUAAAAGCAUUCUGAACCAAGUCCUCCAGGUGAACAUAAAGAACGUUGUCCUACAGAGAAACCUGUAACUUGUGGUGCUCCGCUGAAGCUGUACAAUGAAGAUUUUCACAUUCUAGAAACCCUACUUCUUGGUUCAAAGUUACUCAUGUUCUGCAGUAGUUAAUUUUCAUUGCUAGUGUUCGGUGAAGGAAAUCAACAUUGAAUCAGUAAUCUUACCAGCAACAAUAAUGUCUGCAGAGGGCAGAUCCCGUCUGUCUUUCGUACCUUCUUGAGAUAAAAAAAUGAUAAAAUUUAGCAAUAUUAUUCUUUCAUUUUCUUCAAAACAUUUUUAACUUUCCAAUUUUUAUUUUUUUUUUUUUAAUAAACACUAAUGGAUGCACAGUUGCAUCCAGGUUAAGACCAGGACAGUUUUAUUAUAAAAUACGCUGCUUAUUUUGACAACUAUUUAUUUUAAGUAUAUGAGAGAUAGUAGAUCUGUGGUUUGUUCAUGGGACUAAGCAUAAACGUUUUGUCAAGUGCUUUGUUCCCAAUUCCUUUUAGUUCCCUCUGUAGCAAUGGACAACUCUUUCUACUGUGCUGCCCUUUUCUUUUAGCUGUAAAACAGGACGAGUGCUUUCCUUAUAAAGGUAACAUGAGAAUUAGUUGAGUUAAAUUCUGCGCUCAGAUGCGGCCAAUUUCCUGAACAGAACAGCAGUUAUGAACAUCCAUCUAGGAAGGACAAACUCAGCAAAGGGAUUUUAUGUGGAAAGUGCUUUGAAUACGAAGAACAUCAUAUAAAUGCUAAGCAUCGUUAUAUUUAUAGCCAAGGAAAGAGCUUUUAUGACUAUGCAGAAAGCCUAAACAUUAACUAAAGAAUCUGAAAUGUUGUAGCAAAUGAGAGAACUCUUCCUACAGUACUUCCAGACAAACACAAUGAUCUCCUCCAUCUUGCAUGCUCAGUUCACCCUCUGUUCUCAAUGGCCAUGCAAGGGAAAGGACGCAGCACUCAUGCUCACACUGUAACUUGCUCAGCACGUUCUGGACCCUGAAGUGAGAACUUCAUCAAACUAUUUCUGAAACAGAUCUCUCUGUUUCCGUACAGGAUAGAAGGGGGUUUUGGAAGACUUUCACCUUUUACUACUUUGCAACUUAGGAAAGCCAAAUCUGAUGUAACGAAAUCCAUCCUGUGAACACUUGUUUUACACUAAAAUUGCCUAGAACUUUAUAAGACAUGCAUAUUGACAGAUGAACCAAAUUCUGCUUACAGUGCCCAGACUACUACAGCAUAGCCAAAUACUUGCUGUCUCUGAAACAGAAUGACAAAAGUCUUUUUGGAUACAAAUGGACCUAAUGACCCAUGGGUACUCUGGUUAAUACUGUUAGACAUUAAGUUGUUUUGUGUUGUUGUGGUACACUAACUUGAUUUAAUAUACAGCAAACUGAACAAUCUAACAUUUUUGAAUCCAAGGUCUCAGCUUUAGGCCUUGUUUCACAAUGCUGGUGGAGGCACUUGGGAUUUUGUUCCUCCUAACAGCAGCUGAAGUCAAAACAAAGUUACGAUGGGAUCGUCUCCUAACAGAAAGCAACCUAUGUGGAAAGCUAUUAAUAAGAAAGUGGUAGCAAGCAGGGAGAAACUCAUUCAGCAAACUCCAAAGACGCCUCAAGCAUUUAUGUACUCCAUGGUUCUACAAAGACAGCAUUUUGCAUAUAAACACAGAGAGAGAGAGAGUGUAUUGCAAGAAGUAGGGAUUGGAAACAGACUGGAAUGUUCUAACCUGUUCAUGCAGCUAAUGUCAUUAGAAUGUGUGAGUGUGUGUGCAAAUGUGUCAGUGUCUGUGUACAAUAUUAACUACCUCACUCUGCAUUUUCCAGGAAAAAUAUUUUGGCUUAGAGGUUUAGUAUUCCAAAGCCUUCCAUUAUUAAUUUCGCCUCGCCACUAGUCUUUUACAUUGAUAACAUGUUUCUCCUCCUAAGGGGCAAGAUUUGGAAUUUAUCAAAAAAUAUAUAUUAAAAGAUAUAUUUCAGGAUAUGGAUGAAAUUUUAUCCAAACCGUGUUGCCUCAAUUACUGCUUGUAAUGUGAACCUUAUGAGAUCAGAUCUUGGGAUUAAUAGCUAACAAAUACAAACAUACUGUAUUUCAGUUUUUAUUUUUCAAUGGCUUUCCAUUAAUGUGUGUCUUCUCUGGAAAAUAAUACGAUGCCACUAAUCAAAGCAAAAUGUUUGUAUGUACGUUUCCCUUACAAUCCUCAUUAUGUUAUGUGUUUUGUUGAAGUAAGCCCACACGUAAGCAUAUCUGUACAGCAGAAUGUGUCCAUUGUAUUGUAUCCAUGUCAAAAAUAAACACAAUACCAACAAAGCAAGCUCUUCAAAUCUAAACACGUGAUUUUGAGAGAGAAGCAGGUGACAGAGAUUGCAAAAAGCAGUGGUGAAUCUGUCUUAAAAGCAACUCUGUUGUUAUAGCACCUGAACAGCUCGCUACACAAAGGACCACAUUCUGCCAUCCUUGCUCGAGCGGAGCAGUUCUUUGCUCCAGGAGCUCUUCUCUUGGAUUACCUCUAUGCAAGGUACAAAAUGACACUGCUUGGAAUCCCACCUCCUUGAAAUCAAUGACAAACUGCUUUGGGGUUUCAGUUGAGCCAGUAUUUUUUAAACUAGUAUGAAACACAGAAAGGAAAACUGACUUUAGAAAGAAUUGGACAAAUGUAUAGUAAAAGCCCAACGAAAUUGUAAGGAGCAAACAAAAAUACUGCUAGUUCAAGGACAGAAAAGGAGAUGGACGUGACUUGUAAAGAACUAUGUUUAUUAUAGAUGCAUCUUCAAGCACGAGAUGUGUUUGUCACUGCUCAAUGAUCCGGCCAGUUGGUGAAUGGAUGUCCUUGAGUCAGAUUGAGCGCGCGUCCCCCAAACCUGGCUCAAGCACAACUACUGGAAGACUCCUUUUAGAAACAGAGGCGGGCACAGUAGGAAAAGGUAAAGACAGAAACUGGUGACUGGGCUGUGAAUUAGGAAUUGCAGAGCAUCAAAGGUUCUUCCCUGUGUCCUGCAAGAAACACUGUUUUCCCAAGAAAGCUGCAUUAGUUCUCAUUCCCAAAUUACAUAGCUGUUCCCAAGCCAGACCCAAAUUGUUUCUUCACUAACACACCAUUUCAUAUGUGUCUCCGUGCUGCGGAGUUGCUGCUUGUCCUGCAGCUGAUUAUAUGAAAGCAUAAACAGGAACAUAACCCUCCUAGAUAAUGUGGCUAUAAUGGGGGUCAGAAGCACUGGAUAUUAAGGCAGAAGGAAGAGGUAUUGGAGCUACCAUAGAAAAUAUAAAUAGGAAAUUUCUAUUCAUUAAACUCAGAAUCUGAGACCUUUGCAAUUAUGCCUUUAGUCU
This is a messenger RNA of Grus americana (Whooping crane), 7148 nucleotides long. RefSeq names its product Rho GTPase activating protein 28 (gene ARHGAP28). The coding region runs from base 165 to 2198 and encodes 677 amino acids. The transcript has 15 exons. NCBI's taxonomy places the organism in Eukaryota, Metazoa, Chordata, Aves, Gruiformes, Gruidae. Gene Ontology annotation, molecular function: GTPase activator activity. Gene Ontology annotation, biological process: negative regulation of stress fiber assembly; regulation of actin filament polymerization; regulation of small GTPase mediated signal transduction. Gene Ontology annotation, cellular component: cytoplasm. The record is from RefSeq and is a predicted model, not a curated record.